GGUUGGUCUCCUUCCUAAACAACUCGUGACACAUUUUAUUUUUACAACAGACCAAAAAAAAAAAAAAAACCUCCCAAAGAAACACUUGAUAGCGCCGGCACAUGUAUUUCACGGGGUUGAAACCCCCUCGUGAAAAAGGGUAAAGAUGGAUAAUUCCGCAGCUGAAGUUUGAGCAGAAGCCUCACCAUGUGGAGAGUUCACGGGUUUGUCGGACGAGUUCUGCAUCGUUACCAUGGCAGCAACACUUUGCGUCUGCCCCAGAACCACCAUGUGGAGGACGAGGUCAUCAACGGCUCAGCCGUCCUCUCCACGUCUCGACACUCAUCUGAAAACAGCUCCCAGAAGGAGGGCGAUGGGGAGAGGAAGAGGAAACAGCGGACCUUUCAGUUUGGAUAUGCAGAGCUUCCACGUUACACAGCCCUGGAUGCUGUGGGAUGGGGUGCUGUUGCAGUCCUGUUCAUGCAGAUCUGCAGGAAGCUUCACUCCAGCUUCUCCUCAAGCACGGACCCCGGUCCGAACCCUGGAGCCCUGACUCCACACUCAACUCUGCAGAAAUGUGGCUACCGCAUCCUGCAGGAGAUUAUAUCUAAACGAGAUGUCCUCCCCCAAGGACAAAGUGUGUUGUGUCUGAAGGGAGUGUCGGAGGGCCAGACUCAGAGUUUAGAUCAGUGUUCGGCUCAGAGCAGCAGCAGCAGCAGCAGCAGCAGCGACGGUCCUUCCCGCAGCAAAGAGCAGCUGACCGAUGGCAGUUCCAUCUCUGACCACCAGAGGGAGCUCCUGAUCCAGAAUUCACACAGACUUGAGGACUCUCUUCUGUCCACAGCCUGUCCCCUGCAGAGUGACGCCAGCCAAGAGAAUACAGAGAGGAGAGACGAAGAGGCCUUGCUGACUGACGAAGAACGGCUUGCAGAAGCAGCACUUAACCUCAGACGUGUGGGAGAAACCAGCGUUCCUAUUAUCCUCAACAUCAUUGGGCUAGAAAGUGCAAAGAGUGAGAAGUAUAAAGAAGCUUUCUGCUGCUUUCACGCUGCAGCUCAGCAGGGCUACAGUAAGGCCCAGUUUAACACUGGAGUGUGCUACGAGAAAGGCAGAGGAGUCGGCAAGGACAAGGAGAAGGCUCUCUAUUAUUAUCAGCAGGCAGCUGUUUCUGGCCACAGACAAGCUCAGUAUCGCUUUGCUAAGCUGGUUCUGACCAGCAGGGGGCAGCAGACCGAGGAGGAGAUGAACACGGCCAUCAGUUUACUGGAAGAAGCUGCUGCAGCUGGACUCACCAAGGCUCAGAUGUGCCUGGCCUCCGUCUAUUUUCAGGAUCCAGUCAAAUAUGGCUGCAAGUUUGUCCAGUAUCUGAAGAUGGCAGCAGAGAGCGGGGAUGGCACAGCCCUGCUCUUCCUGGCUCAGUGUUCUGAAAGCGGCUUAGGGGUCCAGCAGAACUUGAACACAGCUUCAGAAUUGUACAGACGAGCCGCUCAAGCUGGCAACAAGCUCGCUCAGAGCCUACUGGCCCCUCUUAAUAAAAUCCACCGUAAAGAAGAGGCUACGAUGCGCUCCAUCCGUUCAGAUCCAUGCUUCUCCUCAGUCAACAGUCGGCGCCAGUCACCACUGUCCUCUCUGACUGGUUCUGCUCUUCCUCUCCUCCCUCACUCGUGGAGCACCGGGAGCCUGGCUGCCCCCCUGUCUCUGUCUGCUGCACCUCUGCACCUCCACCCCCCGGCCACAGAGAGGGCAGCCUGCCAGUGGACCUUGGGGAUAGGAUAAACUGUAUACUUAUACAGCCAUAGUGAGGAAUGUAUUUCAUAAGGGAGUGUACUUUUACUGAAGGGAAAAGGGCAGUGUGUUAAGUGUGUAUGUUUUUGUGAAUUCUGGAUAAAGCCAAUACCCUUUAUACUUGGGCAAUUAUGUGAGUGUAGACCAGAUGUGGGGGUUUUUUUUACGUCUGAAAGUAUUUUGAGCAACAGUCGAACACUAUUACAUGCAGCAUCAGAAAAUAAGUUAUCCUCCAUCAGUUUUUAAUAAAUGCAUUUGUCAUAAGGUGCCUUUUAGUUUUGUCUAUUUGUUCUUAAAGGUAUAGUCAGUAAUGUUGGAGCGCUAGCAAGAUUUGAAAGUGGCACCUCCUCUAAGCCCCGCCCCCUCCUCCCCCUCCCGUCAGCGCUCCGUCCAAAGCCACGCCCCCACAAACUUUGGGGAACGCGCAUUUACAGGAGUCGAGUUUUCCAGGACAUUUUGGACAGCACAUUUUCAACAAAACUACCCCAUGUCUCAUUCACCUGUAGGCGAGGCCGGUUUUAGGGGGGGGCAGGGGGGGCUGUGCCCACCCAAACGUGCGUCCUGCCCACCCAAUCAAAGUUAUGGGGAUCCUUUAUUUUUUAUAAUUUUAUUUUUUUAUAAAUAUAAAAAAAUAUCACAGAAUAUCUGUACCGUUUCUGAUUGGGUGGGCUCUGCGCAUCAUUUUUAGACACAACAAUGAACGCAUACCGCAAAAGUUGUGUCUCGGCGGAGGGACCCGACGUCCCAGCAAAAUGAGCACAACAGAGAAGUUCAGAACAGCACACACUGAAGGCUGAUUUAUGGUUCCGCGUUACACCAACGCAGAAUGGUGCGCGUCGCCGCGUACCCUACACCGUACCCUACGGCGUAGCCGUGGCAACAGAGCCUGCGCUCUCCGCCCUCGCUGGGAUGGAGACGCCUCCAUCCCCAUGGACCCCCAUACUGGUGCCGCAGAAUCGCACUUUGGCUUUCUUUUUUAGCCUUUUUAGCAGGGCGAGUCGUUACAAGUAACACUGGAGGUGGUAUUUUUGGCUGCGUUUUCUCGUUUUCUACGCUAUUCUUCAGCAAACGUGACUCGAGUGUGUGAAGUUUUCUGGCAAGAUUUUCGACGGGAUGAGUUCGCGCAUGGGACAGAGGAGGGCGUGGGCGGGACUUAAAAUGAAGGCAUCUGAUUGGUUCUUUCCCCCCUGCCAAUCCUCUGGUCCUCUGACCAAUCCGUGCCACUCGGUGUGCAAAAAACAGAUUGGUCAGAGUUUUUACAGGAUUAAAGCUGUCAGAGAGGUCAGAUUUUUUUUCUUUCCUUUUUCUGAACACGUUAUUCACUGGCUACUCUCAGGAUGGAAGGACCAUUUCACCCAGUAUAACUAUAAAUAUUUUUAAAUACGAUCACAGACUAUACCUUUAAGUGAAUGAGGAAUACAUCUUAAAAAGUAAAAAAAACUGUUGUUACAAUAGGUUAACUGUUGUUGCACUGGUGUCACAUAUGUACCUUACAUCUUACAGUUUUUUGUUGUUGUUUUUUAUAUCAGUUUCAGUGUUAUCUUUUAAUGUCUGGAUACUUGAUAAUUAUCCAACUUGUUGAGGGUAUGCCUAAGAUGGAUAUGAUGGAUUGUGAUGAGAAUUGCACUGUUAAACACAUAUUGUAAAGUUGAGUAAAGUAAUAAACAAUUUAAAAAGC
Molecule: messenger RNA, 3442 nt
Organism: Cololabis saira (Pacific saury)
Lineage: Eukaryota; Metazoa; Chordata; Actinopteri; Beloniformes; Belonidae
Gene: dele1
Product: DAP3 binding cell death enhancer 1
Exons: 12
Coding region: 187-1755 (522 amino acids)
Molecular function (GO): protein binding
Source: RefSeq, a predicted model, not a curated record